Molecule: messenger RNA, 759 nt
Organism: Helianthus annuus (common sunflower)
Lineage: Eukaryota; Viridiplantae; Streptophyta; Magnoliopsida; Asterales; Asteraceae
Exons: 3
Coding region: 1-759 (252 amino acids)
Source: RefSeq, a predicted model, not a curated record
AUGGCGAAAAUGAGGUUUCCUUCGUUAUGGUGCUCUUGGAUUCGUGGAGUCCUGUCAUCAGCGAGAUCGUCGGUGCUUGUAAAUGGCGCCCCACAUUCGAGUUCCAAUGUGGAAAAGGAAGGCGGAGCGGUGAAUGGUAUUCAAAUUCCUAAUGGUGGCCCUAUGAUUUCACACCUUCUGUAUGCGGAUGAUGCCAUCAUUCUUGGGCUGAAAAUAAACCUCUCAAAGUCCAACUUAUAUGGUAUUAGAGUGGAUUUAGCAGAGGUGAAAGACAAGGCUAGAGCGGUGGGGUGCAAUGCGGAGAAUCUUCCUUUCAAGUACCUUGGGUUGAUGGUGGGGGCCAACAUGAACCAUAUCAACAACUGGAAACCUGUAUACGACAUUUUUGAAGCGAGGCUUUCCUUUUGGAAAGCUAAUCUUCUUUCAAUCGGUGGCCGCAUCACCUUAGUUAAGUCCAUUCUUGAGUGUCUUCCGAAUUACUAUUUCUCUCUGUACAAGGCGCCGACUAAAGUGUUAAAAGAUUUGGAGGCGCUUAUUAAAAGAUUUCUUUGGGGGGGGGGAUCGGGCGAGGCUAAGAAAAUGCAUUGGGUCGCUUGGGAUAGGGUGUCUAUUUCUAAAGAAGAAGGAGGGCUUGGAUUAAGCAAAUUAAAACACAUUAACAUUGCGCUUCUAUCAAAAUGGGGAUGGCAAUUUAAAACGGAAAGGAAUAAUCUUUGGAAGAAGGUGGUUGAAGGUCUUCAUUCGCGUAAAUCCAAAUGA